This is a messenger RNA of Triticum aestivum (bread wheat), 2119 nucleotides long. RefSeq lists its product as uncharacterized. NCBI's taxonomy places the organism in Eukaryota, Viridiplantae, Streptophyta, Magnoliopsida, Poales, Poaceae. Bases 146 to 472 code for a protein of 108 amino acids. The transcript has 3 exons. The record is from RefSeq and is a predicted model, not a curated record.
CACACACACACCACCACCACCACCAUUCCCUUGCCCGCCACCACCAUUCUCUUCUGGUUGCGUGGUCUUGCCCUUCCUGCACCUUCCACAUGCUCUUCAUGGCCGCCGCCUGGCCCGCCUCAGGAAACUUGCACCAUCACGCGACAUGUUGUGGAUCCAUUCGAGGGGUAGACGGAGCAGGGCGACGGUUCUUGCCGGCGCCAAGGAGGGCAAACAGGAGAGCGUCCCGGAGACAUAUAAUUCUGUCGAUGCUGCCGCAUCUGAGAGCGGCAAGAACCAUGAUCUUGAGGAACCUUCGCCUAAGUCGGACGAGGUCGCGGCGGUGUCUCGCAACACGACAUUCAUCGCCGCGGGAGUUUACGAUGGCGCCGGCUCUGAGCCUGUUCUUGGCGCAUCGCCGUCCUCGGUGUCGUCGCCCGCGGUGGUCACUCAUGAAGACCAUCUGGAGAGAAGCAGCACAAGUGAUGGUUAGCGAUAUGGUUCGGGAUUCCGAAAAUAGUUGCAUACCGGGCCUGGCAAAUGAAAUUUGGGGGUCACACGCGGCCUUGGAAUCCUUUAUCUGCACUUCGUUUUUGUUCGACACAGCCCUGAACAUAUCACUGUUAUGUCUCCUUGUGCCUGGUGAUUUAUGUAUAACUGAAAUUCUGAAUGAACUCAAGUUGUCAUAUGGGAGUGCUUGCAAUAUUCACAGGUUGCAGUUUCUUCAAUGCUAAAUGUUUAGUUUCCUCGGACACCAGAUUGCCUACACUUUAAUGAAGUCGAGCCAGCAACCGUCGCCCAUCUACUACUCCUAUAAAAGCACGAGAGGGCGGAGAACCAAAUCGUCUCAUCCAUCGAACCAUAUGAUCUGAUGGUCUAAAUCACUCCAACAUAUCAAACGCAUUUUACACUUUAAUUACCCACCCUGCCACUCCUAAACUACUCUGCCUUUUCUGAGAAAAACUGCUUAGACCGAUUCCACGCACAUCUCAAUUGCGUUUAACACCGAGUUUCAAAAAAUGCGUUUAGCACAGAACUUAUCCCACUCCACGUAUCACCUCCUUCUCCCACGUUCGCACACACAGGAGCGCUCCAUCCCCAACCUCCCUCCUAUCCCGCUCGGCACCUCACCUCCCCGUCCCCGCAUCCCCGACGCCGAGCCGCACUCCCUGGCGCCCGCAUCGCCGCCCCUCGCAUGCCACCCGCCCCGCACGCCGCCCCUUGCUCCUGGCCCUGACCGGCCCGCCCGCAACUCGCGGCUACCCUCCUUGCCACCCCUCGCUUUUUGCCCUGUCACCUCUCUCUCUUGCAGCCCGUUUGUCCCGCCUGCACAACCCACCAUGCCCGUAGGAGCCUCUCCACGAAGUCGACCCUCAGCCCGCGUCAUCGACGCGAAAUCUCCCACGCCCAUUGCUCGCACUAGACCAAGACGAGGAUGAAGUCCAUAAGUGGCUGGCGUAAGGAGAGUAACAAGUGUGUUUAUCACGGACCCGAUGGUAAUACACUUAUGCUUCCUCUCCUCAAUAAACAUUUUUUAGUUCAGCUGAUUUUUUAGGAGCCAUGAUACGUAUUGUAAUAUAUGGGAGAUGGAAUUGAAGAAAAAUAUAUCAGCUGAUCUCAUUCUAUUUCAUAUUACAAUGUGAUAAAUGCAGCAAUAGCAAAUCAUGAAAUAUUUAAUGUGGGAGAUGGGAUCGAAGAACAAUACAUUAUGUAGGCUGUCAUUCAUUGUUUGGAGCACGACGACUGUUUUCCUGAUAGGAAAUAUUAAGUUAAUUGAUCCCCUUGAACUCUUAAUCAUAGGACUAUCACACAAUCGUCAGUUUGUUUAAUAGCAUUAAUUAUGCUCACUCUAUCUAAUUUAUUCACAAGUUUACAUGUUGUCCAUUAUCUUGUUCAGUUUUGAUCACUUGCCAUACCACACUUCCAUAAUUAGCUGACACGCUCAUACGCAUAUGUAUAAUUGUUAGACUUAUUUAAGGAAAUAUGUCCUAAAGGCAAUAAUAAAAUUGAUAUUUUAUAUUUUCUUAUAUCAUGAUAAAUGUUUAUUAUUCAUGCUAGAAUUGUAUUAACUAAAAACUUGAUACAUGUGUGGAUACAUCGACAAGACACCGUGUCCCUAGUAAGCCUCUACUAGACGAGC